AUGACACGGAGCUCGGCGAAUCCGUCAAUAUCAAAGAAGAAGAUUCAGUGUAGACGAAGACCUACCAUACAGGGCCAAGCAGCUGCGGAGAAAGGCAAGUCAUACUUCGGGUUUCAAGUGGUUUAUUCCAUGACUGAUGAUGGUGUCGGUGAAUCCUGCGACGCGAACGACGAGGAUAUUACCAUGAGGCUACCGUCUAUUGUUGACUGUCGGUCUCCAUUCAUACGAAAACCAAGCGAAUGCUCUUGCCACGUGCCCAAUGAGGACGGCGGGUCAGAUAUCUUGUCGUGCACGCCUACCCAUGGGGAUCGCGCCAGCGGCCAGGAAACGGCUGCCUCUUCUUCAGCUAUCAACAGCCUCGCGUCGUUUCACGCGGAAGAAUGGCUCGGUAUCGGCAAAACACGGAGCAACGGGAUUCCGGUUCACGUUCGCCACGCCAGGGAUCAUGCGCGUACGAUCCCGCAGAGCCUGCGAUCCACAUUCAUUCCGAAAACAUCCCUCACCGUCGAUGCACUUCUUUGCUUUCAACCUCCGCUGCGGCCACCUACCACUUCCGCCUCGGUCGGGGUGCGUUUCAGCCAAGACUUACCCUCUGUCUUGGUCCAAGACAAUGACUUUAUGCUCGAUGAGGAGGCCCUACAGCAUAUCAUGAGUGCUGUCGAGCAGGUCAGCAGCCUACGCCAGAUCUCAACGAUGCCUGGCUUAGUGGGGCUCGUUCAACAUACCUCCCUUCCGACGUUCUGGGUGAUACCCACUUUGGGUCGAAGCCCUCCUGGCGAACUCGAGACGUCAGAGCGGAAACACAAGAAGUGGCUCCGAGCGUCUGCAUGGCUCAACCGUGUAGCCGACGGCAAUCGAAGCUGCGUGAUGCUCGCUGACUGGAAAGCGCAGGGAGACAUGGACGACCCAGUGCUAUUGACCACCGAAGACCUGGCAUCCCUCCUUUCCGAUCAGUGGGUCAACGGUGACAUGGUUAAUGCUGGGCUGGAUUCUCAUCUCCCGACGACUCUCAGAGAACAGCCGUACUCGCGUCGUGCUCUGCCUAUUCAAGUUGAAGAACUCGUGUUCACCCUGUUCGUACACAACUCCCGCUGGACGGUUCUUGUCAUAUCACUCCCUACGUAUACCUAUACGUACUGCGACUCUAAGAAUGCUGCCGCCAAACCGCCGAACAAAACGAUCAAACUUCUUGAGUGGUGGCUGGUCAUCUGUGCUCUGACCUUGUCGCAAAAUCACUCAUCGUGUCGCCUUCGCCCUCUUGUCUUAUCGCCGCAAAGCUUCUUCAUUAAGAACCAUGGACACAAUCGACAUCAGCCCAGCAUCGAAUGGAGUGGUAUCUUCGGCUUUCCGAAGCGCUGCAAAAUGCUAGCGAGUCGACUCUACCACCUUCCCUUCCACGUCGUCUGGGACCCGACUCGGCAAGCGCAAACACGAGAAGACGUCAUCGACCUCUACACUAAAGCCUCCAUGUACACCCACUACUGCGACGAAGGCUAG
Messenger RNA from Fomitopsis serialis, 1497 nucleotides. RefSeq lists its product as uncharacterized. Bases 1 to 1497 code for a protein of 498 amino acids. The transcript is spliced from 6 exons. Lineage: Eukaryota; Fungi; Basidiomycota; Agaricomycetes; Polyporales; Fomitopsidaceae. The record is from RefSeq and is a predicted model, not a curated record.